Empidonax traillii (willow flycatcher) is the source of this 3842-nucleotide messenger RNA. It is a transcript of the gene PUM1, whose product is annotated as pumilio RNA binding family member 1. Gene Ontology annotation, cellular component: cytosol; cytoplasm. The transcript has 19 exons. The record is from RefSeq and is a predicted model, not a curated record. Lineage: Eukaryota; Metazoa; Chordata; Aves; Passeriformes; Tyrannidae. Gene Ontology annotation, molecular function: mRNA 3'-UTR binding. Bases 53 to 3244 code for a protein of 1063 amino acids. Gene Ontology annotation, biological process: miRNA processing; regulation of mRNA stability.
AAAAGCAUUUCUUCAUGUCUUUUCCUUCCCCAUCCAUUAACAGGUGCGUUCCAUGGAUGAACUGAAUCAUGAUUUCCAAGCACUUGCUCUGGAGGGACGGGCCAUGGGAGAGCAGCUGUUGCCGGGUAAAAAGUUUUGGGAAUCUGAUGAUUCCAGCAAAGAUGGACCAAAAGGGAUAUUUCUGGGAGAUCAGUGGAGAGACAGUGCUUGGGGAACAUCAGAUCACUCUGUUUCCCAACCCAUUAUGGUUCAGAGAAGACCUGGUCAGGGCUUUCAUGUGAACAGUGAAGUCAACUCGGUGCUCUCACCGCGGUCAGAGAGCGGAGGGCUUGGCGUGAGCAUGGUGGAGUAUGUGUUGAGCUCAUCUCCUGGAGAUUCCUGCCUAAGGAAAGGAGGAUUUGGGCCGAGGGAUGCAGAGAAUGAUGAGAAUGACAAAGGGGAUAAGAAAAAUAAGGGCACGUUUGAUGGCGACAAAUUGGGAGAUCUGAAGGAGGAGGGGGAUGUGAUGGAUAAAACAAAUGGUUUGCCUGUUCAAAAUGGGAUCGACGCAGAUGUCAAAGACUUCAGCCGCACGCCCGGGAACUGCCAGAACUCGGCGAGCGAGGUGGAUCUGCUGGGCCCCAACCAGAACGGAUCCGAGGGCUUGGCCCAGCUAGCCAGUACCAACGGGGCCAAGCCCGUGGAGGACUUCUCCAACAUCGAGUCCCAGAGUGUGCCCCUGGAUCCCAUGGAGCACGUGGGCAUGGAGCCCCUCCAGUUCGAUUAUUCCGGCACCCAGGUUCCCGUGGACUCGGCCGCAGCCACCGUGGGGCUCUUCGACUACAAUUCCCAGCAGCAGGUGAAGAGUUUGGUCCUUGGUCCAGCCCAAAGAGUCACUGUGGGGCGGGUGGCCAGCGGUGCUGUGGUAGGGCUGCAGUCCCAGUUAAGUUUGUUUUCACUGACAGGUAUGUUUUCAGCAGGUUUAGCUCCUGCUGCCUUUGUUCCCAAUCCCUACAUCAUCAGCGCGGCUCCCCCGGGGACGGAUCCGUACGCGGCCGGACUGGCAGCGGCUGCCACGUUAGGUGAGACCCUUCCACUUGUCUGUGCCUUCCUGACCGUCCUCUGCACCAGAACUGCUCUGAGUCUGUGCUUAUGGCAAGUGAAGAUGGAGGCUCUUGUCUUCGUGCAAGAUCCCUCUCCAAACGUUCACGUUCUCCGUGGAGGAGCCAGCCAGCGUCCCUUGACCCCCAAUCAGAACCAGCAGGGCCAGCAGACGGACCCACUGGUGGCCGCAGCCGCCGUCAACUCCGCCCUCGCCUUCGGCCAGGGGCUGGCAGCGGGAAUGCCAGGGUACCCAGUGCUGGCUCCUGCUGCUUAUUACGACCAAACCGGGGCCCUCGUGGUGAACGCCGGCGCCAGGAACGGCCUGGGGGCCCCCGUGCGCCUCGUGGCCCCUGCCCCCGUCAUCAUCAGCUCCUCUGCAGCCCAGGCAGCGGUCGCGGCGGCCGCGGCCUCGGCCAACGGAGCGGCAGGAGGGCUGGCAGGGACAACCAACGGACCAUUCCGGCCUCUGGGAACGCAGCAGCCCCAGCCCCAACCCCAACAGCAGCCCACCAACAACCUGGCCUCCAGCUCCUUCUACGGCAACAACUCCCUCAGCAGCAAUUCCCAGAGCAGCUCCCUCUUCUCUCAGGGCUCUGCCCAGCCUGCCAACACCUCCCUGGGCUUCGGGAGCAGCAGCUCCCUGGGGGCCACGCUGGGCUCGGCACUGGGAGGAUUUGGGACGGCAGUCGCCAACUCCAACACGGGCAGCGGCUCCCGCCGGGACUCCCUGACAGGCAGCAGUGACCUGUACAAGAGGACAUCCAGCAGUUUGACACCCAUAGGACACAGUUUUUAUAAUGGCCUUGGCUUCUCCUCCUCUCCUGGCCCUGUGGGAAUGCCUCUGCCCAGCCAAGGGCCUGGCCACUCCCAGACCCCUCCGCCUUCCUUGUCUUCACAUGGAUCAUCUUCGAGUCUAAACCUGGGGGGGCUGACGAACGGCAGCGGGCGCUACAUCUCGGCGGCCCCGGGCGCCGAGGCCAAGUACCGCAGUGCCAGCAGUGCCUCCAGCCUGUUCAGCCCCAGCAGCACCCUGUUCCCCUCGUCCCGCCUGCGCUACGGCAUGUCCGACGUGAUGCCCUCCGGCCGCAGCCGCCUGCUCGAGGAUUUCCGCAACAACCGCUACCCCAACCUGCAGCUGCGCGAGAUCGCCGGCCACAUCAUGGAGUUCUCCCAGGACCAGCACGGCUCCAGGUUCAUUCAGCUGAAACUGGAACGUGCCACCCCAGCAGAGCGUCAGCUGGUGUUCAACGAGAUCCUCCAGGCAGCUUAUCAGCUCAUGGUGGAUGUGUUUGGAAAUUACGUCAUCCAGAAGUUCUUUGAAUUCGGCAGCCUGGAGCAGAAGCUGGCCCUGGCAGAGCGCAUCCGCGGGCACGUGCUGUCCCUGGCGCUGCAGAUGUACGGCUGCAGGGUGAUCCAGAAGGCCCUGGAGUUCAUCCCCCCAGACCAGCAGAACGAGAUGGUUCGGGAGCUGGACGGGCACGUCCUCAAGUGUGUGAAAGACCAGAACGGGAACCACGUGGUGCAGAAGUGCAUUGAGUGUGUGCAGCCUCAGUCCCUGCAGUUCAUCAUUGAUGCCUUUAAGGGCCAGGUGUUCGCGUUGUCCACGCACCCCUACGGCUGCCGCGUCAUCCAGAGGAUCCUGGAGCACUGUCUUCCCGAGCAGACCCUGCCCAUCUUGGAGGAGCUUCACCAACACACCGAGCAGCUGGUCCAGGAUCAGUAUGGGAACUAUGUUAUCCAGCAUGUACUAGAACAUGGUCGGCCCGAGGAUAAGAGCAAGAUUGUAGCAGAAAUUAGAGGCAACGUGCUCGUGUUGAGUCAACAUAAAUUUGCUAGUAACGUGGUGGAGAAGUGCGUGACGCACGCGUCGCGCACGGAGCGGGCCAUGCUGAUCGACGAGGUGUGCACCAUGAACGACGGCCCCCACAGUGCCUUAUACACCAUGAUGAAGGAUCAAUAUGCCAACUACGUGGUGCAGAAGAUGAUCGACGUGGCAGAGCCAGCCCAGAGGAAGAUUGUCAUGCACAAGAUCCGGCCUCACAUCGCGACCCUGCGCAAAUACACCUACGGCAAACACAUCCUGGCCAAGCUGGAGAAGUACUACAUGAAGAACGGGGUGGACCUGGGGCCCAUCUGUGGCCCCCCCAACGGCAUCAUCUGAGGUGGCCCCACCAGAGCCACCCCCGGCCCCCACAACCAGCAACCACCAACACCCCAAUUCACACUAAAAAUCCACCUCUACGGUUGCUAAAAACAAACAAACAAACAAAACAAAACAAAGAAAAAGAAAAAAAAAAAAAAGCAAAGCCUUUGUAAAUUUCUUUAAUUUUAUUAUGCAUAACAUGUACUAAUUAUUUUUUUUAAUUAACUAAUUGCCCUGCUGUUUUACUGGUGUAUAGAAUACUUGUACAUAGGUCUCAGAUGUACAUGGAAGGCCACAUUUUUUUUGUUCACUGUUGUAUCUAUAUUCCAAAUGUGGAAACUUUCAGGGUGGUUGGUUUGAAGAAAACAAACAGGGAAAAAAAAAACAACAAAAAAAAAAAAACCCACAACUUUUUAAUUCAUUUGCCUGAUGGGCAACAUUUUGCAAACACUUCUUUGGUUUUAUUUUUUUUUUUCUCCUUUUAGUCAAAAAAAAAAAAUCAACCAGAAGUUUGAAUUUCAGUUAAAUGACCCAACACAUUUAACGCUUUUAUAAAUACUAAAAAGGACAAAAAAAAAAAAAUUCAACUUCAAGCUUGGGUUUAAAAAAAACAAAA